Molecule: messenger RNA, 4973 nt
Organism: Pseudoliparis swirei
Lineage: Eukaryota; Metazoa; Chordata; Actinopteri; Perciformes; Liparidae
Gene: pld1a
Product: phospholipase D1a
Exons: 25
Coding region: 169-3450 (1093 amino acids)
Biological process (GO): cell motility; intracellular signal transduction; regulation of microvillus assembly
Molecular function (GO): phosphatidylinositol binding; D-type glycerophospholipase activity
Source: RefSeq, a predicted model, not a curated record
GAGUUCCAGAGCCGAAGGAGCGCAGGACUACAACCCGUCCGCUGAGGCUUUCUUUGCGGGGACCGGGUCUUAGUGUUGCGGGGCGGAUUGAUUCAGACUCACCAACAUGCGGGGCGCGCGCCCACGAAGAGAGCAGGCUCGCCCUGCUCAGGGGGCUAACUGCUGAGCAUGCUGGGUAAAGUGCCACCAACUACGAGUAGCCUCAACCUGGUGAACCCCGAGGGGUCCGACGCCGACGACCACGACGGCAUCACGAUGGCCGACCUUGUGGAGAGCCUGGAUACCAGGGAGCUGGAAAUGGGGGAGGCCGAGGACAACGACUACGACGGAAACCUGGGUGACUGCCGCAUCCCGUUCUCGGCGGUCUACUCCACGGUGGGCUUCAAGGAGUCCGGCUGCCGGGUCUACCUCCCCAUGGUUCCCAUCACGGCCCGCAUCCUGGAGGUGGAGCGCUUCACCGCGGCCCAGGACCGCUUCAACGUGUCGCACCAGAGGAGCGUCAACAAGUCUCUGCCCGCGGUGUUUAAGAUCGAGCUGAAGCACGGGGAGUUCACCUGGGUGGUGAAGAGGAAGGAGAAACACUUCAUGGAGCUGCACCGAGAGCUGAGGACCUACAAGACCUUCAUGAGGAUACCACUGCCGUCACGCAGCCACACGGUGAGGAGGAGGACGGUGAGGAAGAGCGAGGUCCGGGAGAUGCCCUCCCUGCCGAGGGGGGGAGGGGACGAGCUGGUGCGCGACGAGCAGGUCUCCAGCCGGAGGAGACAAUUAGAAGACUAUUUGAACAAGCUGCUGAAGAUGGCCAUGUACCGCAAAUAUCACCACACUAUGGAGUUCAUCGACAUCAGCCAGCUGUCUUUCAUCCACGACCUGGGGCCCAAAGGGCUAGAAGGGAUGAUCUAUAAGCGCUCGGGAGGACAUCGGAUCCCCGGCAUUAACUGCUGUGGCCACAACCAGGCCUGCUACCGCUGGUCCAAACGCUGGCUGGUGGUGAAGGACUCGUGCCUGCUGUACAUGAAGCCGGACUCGGGGGCCAUCUCCUUUGUCCUCCUGCUGGAUAAAGAGUUCAGCAUCAAGAUGGACUCCAAGGACACGGAGACCAAACACGGAGUCCGGAUCGACAGCCUCUCCAGGACGCUGGUGUUCAAGUGCAGCAGCUUCAGACACGCCCGCUGGUGGGGUCAGAGCGUGGAGAGCUUCGUGAGGAGUCACGGGAAGGCGUUCCUCCGAGACCACCGCUGCGGGUCGUUUGCUCAGGAGCAGGAGAACAUCCCCUCCAAAUGGUACGUGAACGGGAAGACGUACAUGGAGGACGUGGCGGAUGCUCUGGAGGAGGCCAAAGAGGAAAUCUUCAUCACGGACUGGUGGCUGAGUCCAGAGAUCUUCCUCAAGAGACCCGUGGUGGAAGGGAACAGGUGGAGGCUCGACUGCAUCCUGAAACGCAAAGCACAACAGGGGGUGCGUAUCUUUGUGAUGUUGUACAAGGAGGUGGAGCUUGCCCUGGGCAUCAACUCGGGCUACACCAAGCGGACCCUCUCACGCCUGCACCCCAACAUCAAGGUGAUGCGCCAUCCCGACCACGUCUCCUCCGCCGUCUACCUGUGGGCGCAUCACGAGAAGAUCGUGGUCGUCGACCAAUCGGUGGCCUUCGUGGGCGGGAUCGACCUGGCGUACGGUCGCUGGGACGACCGGGAGCACCGGCUGACGGACGUCGGCAGCGUGACGCGCUCCGUGGCCCUCGAGCAGGCCGGCGCCACUAGCGCCCCGUCCAGCAAAGGCGCGACCUUCGUCGACGGCGUCUCCGAGAGCAACGGCCGGGGGACGCCGCCCGGCGACCCGGCCGACUUGCCCAGGCUGAAGGGGAUCGGACGCAGCCACAAGGCUCGCUUCAGCCUGUACCGACACCUGCACAAGCACACGCUGCAGCACGCCGACAGCGUGAGCAGCGUCGACAGCGCAGGGAGUGGCUCAGUGCAGAGCCUCAAGACGGGCGUGGGAGAGUUACAGGGAAACACGCGCUUCUGGCAUGGAAAGGACUACUGCAACUUUGUCUUCAAGGACUGGAUCCAGCUGGAGAAACCUUUUGAUGACUUCAUCGACAGGUACACCACUCCCAGGAUGCCGUGGCACGACAUCGCCUCGGCGGUUCACGGCAGAGCUGCGCGGGACGUGGCCCGCCACUUCAUCCAGCGCUGGAACUUCACGAAGAUCAUGAAGCCAAAGUAUCGCUCUCUGUCGUAUCCGUUCCUGCUGCCCAAGUCUCACUCCAGCGCCAACGACCUCACAUACCAGGUUCCCGACUGUGUCAAUGCCAAAGUGCAGGUGCUGCGGUCGGCAGCAGACUGGUCGGCGGGCAUAAAGUACCACGAGGAGUCGAUCCACAACGCCUACAUCCAGGUCAUCGUCAAGAGCAAGCACUUCAUCUACAUCGAGAACCAGUUCUUCAUCAGCUGCGCCGACAACCGGAUGGUGUACAACAAGAUCGGGGACGCCAUCAUCGAAAGGAUCCUACGAGCCUACAAGUACUUCCCUUUUUUUCUCCUACCGAGUACAGCGGGAGUACUCGUGACUGUCGUAGGGAAGCAGCUCGAAGACGAGGUGAGUCUCUUCUUCUUCUUCUUCUCACGGUGGCUUCGUGGCAUGUCGGCUCACAGGGAGGGGAGGAAGUACCGCGUGUACGUGGUCACGCCGCUGCUGCCCGGCUUCGAGGGCGACAUCACCACAGGAGGAGGCAACGCCCUGCAGGCCGUCAUGCACUUCAACUACAGGACCAUGAUCAGAGGAGAGUACUCCAUCAUCUCCCAGCUGAGGAAGGAGAUGGACGACCAUUGGAUGAACUACAUCUCCUUCGCGGGCCUGCGGACUCACACGGAGCUGGAGGGUCGGCUAAUAACGGAGCUCAUCUACGUGCACAGCAAGAUGCUCAUCGCCGACGACAACACGGUCAUCAUCGGUUCGGCGAACAUCAACGACAGAAGCAUGCUGGGUAAACGCGACAGCGAGGUGGCGGUGAUCAUCGAGGACUCCGAGAAGGUCGCCGCCGUGAUGGACGGACAGGCGUAUGAAGCCGGAACCUACGCUCUUCAGCUGCGCCUCGAGUGCUUCCGCACCAUCCUCGGAGGUCACAAUGACACCAGUAUCGACAUGGCCGACCCCGUCAGCGACCGCUUCUACAAGGAGGUGUGGAUGACGACCGCUGGCCGCAACGCCACCAUCUACGAGAAGGUGUUUCGUUGCCUCCCGUCGUCGCUGGUGAGGAACAUGUCCGAGCUGGAGCAGUACCAGUCCGUACCGGGUCUGGCCCAGAGCGACCUGGCCCGCGCUCAGGAGGAGCUGCGCAAAAUCCGAGGCUUCCUGGUCCAGUUUCCUCUGGACUUCCUGUCCGAGGAGAACCUCAUGCCCUCCGUGGGGACGAAAGAGGCCAUGGUCCCAACGGAGAUCUGGACAUAAGAGGCCCACUCGGUGCACGUCGGACAUUUAUCUUCUGGAUUGUAGUCGUCGUCGAAAGCGAGUCUGCUCUGGAUCGACGUGAUCCGCCGGGCGAUGGACAAAAAAUCUUGAACUGAAAAAAAGAAGAAGAAAAACACACUGCACCGUAGUCACAGUGUAUUUAGGUCGGCAUUCAAACCUUUUUUUGGGACGUAUGAACAUCAAAACGACAUUGCGCAAUGUUUAAUGACUGCAGUCAUUCAACCAGUGGAGGUGAGAAACAGGCACGUGGACUUUUUAGAGUUUACUCGAACUCUACACAUGUUGACCUUUUGGACAAGACGAGGAGGGGAGGACUUCGUAGGGAACCAACAGUAACAGUUAGUUUUAACAGGAUCGACGGAGAUAAUAAUCCAUGUACCAAAUCCAUCUCUGAUUUUUUUUAAACAAGAACAAAAAACACAGAGAUAUUAUAUUUUCCGAGAAAGGUGUUUUUUGUGACAGAUGAUUUGAAUGAACUUUAAAGCAGGAAUCAAAGAGAAUGAACACAGGUGCAGAAGCCACGGGGGGUUGGGGGGGGGUGUAUACACUGAUUACAGCUGAGGGGUUUUUAAUGGCUGUGUGGUGGUGAACAUCAGAGGCCGGAUGAGACAAUCGGUCCACACAGAUUCAAAGGAGUAAUUCCCUUCUUACCCAGCAGGUGGUGCCCUUUCCUUAAAGCUACAGUUCGUGUUACUAACUGGACCUUUCAGUUCUCCUCUCUUAUAUUUCCUUUUUUUUAGGUGCUGAAACACUGAAAUUAAAUCAGCGUUUUUUGUUGUUUGUUUUUCAUAUAGCAUGCAAUUGAUGCCCAAGGCAACGCUGUCAUGUGAAGAUACAGUUUUGAGAUCGCUAGUUACGUUUCCAGUUUUCUGUCUCAGUUCCCGUGAUUUUCUUGAGAAGCCUUUUACUCUGAAGGGAACAUUAACAUUAUUAUUAUUAUAUAUAUUUUUUAAUGUACCACAGCCUGUAUCUGUCAAGGAGAAACUAUGUUUUUCUAGGUUAUUAUGAUUAUUAUUAUUAUUAUUAUUAUUAUGGUGUGUGUGGGGCAACUGAAGUAAUGCGAUGUUAAUGUAUGGACUCUAUGUUCCCGGAUUUCUUAAAAUUUUAUAAUAUUUGUUCUUUUUUGUUGUUGUUUCUGCAUCACCAAAUACACGAGAAAUUAAAGAACCAAUCCUUUUUAAUCCGACUGUGCUCUGUUUCAUAGUAAAUUAUAUUCUCACGAAGGUUAUCAAACAAUAAAUCACAGCCCUUGCAUCUGGUUCCUGUAAAUAAAUGUUUAAAAAACAAACUCAGAUCAUCUGUAUUUCUAAGUAAUUAUGUCUCGACGCCUGUCAGGCUCACACGCGACAUGAAAACAAGAUUCAAGAUCAAGAUUCAAGAUGUUUUAUUUGUCACAUACACACACAGGGUGUGCAGUGAAAUGAAAGUGGCAAUGCUCAGCAGGAAUGUGCAAGGGCAACAAGUACACACUAUUUACAAUAAAAAACAACACAAUAUUUACA